Messenger RNA from Vitrella brassicaformis, 3876 nucleotides. Lineage: Eukaryota; Vitrellaceae. The record is from the annotation of a GenBank genome assembly.
CUCCCCUCACUGUGUUCAAGCCGUCAUUCGAGUCUUCCCGCCUCACAUGAGCAGCCCCUCAGAGGCAUCCCCCAACCCAGAGGUGACCCUCCCUCUCCCAUCGCACGCCAAUGAAGACGAGCCGCCGCCUCCAGACACCGAUCUGGCGGCCAGGAGAAAGAACAAAUCCAAGAAGAAGACACGACACACACGAAAAGGCAGCUUCCGAGCGAUGACGGAGGCCAUUGAAAAGGCAGCUUCCGAGCGAUGACGGAGGCCAUUGGGAGCCGACUUGUUGGGGGCGGUGCAGGGGAGGUCGGCAAGGACCAAGGACAUGACCCAAGAGAGGCGACUUCAGCCCAGCGGCACAGCAGGGGGUCGGAGGCUGUCUUCUCGCCGAUUGAGGCCGGCAGGAAGAGAAGCAAAAGCAAGGUCAGGCAAUUAAGGGAUCACACUGAUCGAACAACGGCGUCAGCCCCUCUAUUGCGCAUCCCCCAUGAGUGCAUUCAAUGCAUGCAGGUCAUGCAAUACGUCGUCGGCGCUGCGGCUGACAACAGCACACCGGCCACAUCAUCAGCAAAGAAGACGCCCCAAAACAGGCGCAUCCGAUUCAGCUUCGGCCUGUUCGGCAGAGGCAAGGAGCAGAGCACGGAGACCUUUCCCCUGCCAGCACACACCGAUGGAUCCCCACAAGACGACACAGGACAGAAGCAGGCAGCCGAGAGAGAGAGGAGGAAACCUGUCGCCCUCAUGGCCUUGGAGAAGCAGCUGAGCAUCGACGAGAAGGAGAGGGAACAGCCAAUGGACCCGAGCAAGAUGACGCUCGGCCAGUGGAAGGCCUUCGCCACGCGGACGAAGCGGCAACAGAGUUUGCUCAUGGGAGAUCAGCCUAUCAAGUGGAUCAACACCACUCAGGCGAGCCUCGUCUUUGGCGGUUUCAUCAUUGCCAACGCCAUCGUGCUGGGGUGAGGGAUGGAUGGGAUGAGACACACAUGCCGUAAGAAUGCACAAGAAGGCACAAUGGGUCAUUAUGUUUCCUUUGGUCAGGUUGGAGUCCGACUAUGGCGGAGGGGAGUCGAGACAUUUGGGAUGGUACCUCACGGUGGGUGGGUGAGACACGGCCAAAGGCACUUCACUCCUACCAUACCAAUCAAUGUGGGUCGCUGCCUGUGUUGGUGCAGGAGAGCUUCUUUAUAGUGAUUUUCCUGCUCGAGAUAAUCCUGCGCGUCUUAGCAAAUGGAUGGAAUACCUUCAAAGGUGGGUGGCUGCACGUAGAAAGAGCCACAAAAGACCUGGCUGUCAUCAUUGCAUCUGUGUGCGCUCUCCAGAUCCAUGGAACGACUUUGAUGCCAGUGAGGAAUCCCUUGGUCACUUACCUUUUCUUGCCGUGGCGUAUCGCUUUUGUGUCCUCUUGCGUGCCACUUGCACAGUUUUGAUCGUUCUGGCCAUCCUCGACACUUGGAUUCUGACUUGGGUGGUCGAUCCAGCCGAAUCAGGAGAGAGCAGUAGUGUCCUGGGAAUCAUCACACUGCUCAGGGUGAGGGGAGGGGAACACACUUUGAAGACUCGGCCACAGAAUGAUCCUGUUGCGUGUUUGUCCACAGGUCCUUCGGCUGAUGCGUCUUGCUCGGAUUCUUCGCCUGUUUCGCGUCUUCAAAGAGCUCUUCAUGCUGCUCAGAGGUACCCUGCAGCUGCCACCAGCCAUUCACCCGGUUACAGCUUCCUUCUUUCACUCUGUCUUGGCGCAGGUUUGGUGAAUGCUGCUCGUGCGCUGUCGUGGGUGGGGUUCCUCCUCACAAUCAUAUUCUACGUGUGUGCCGUCUAGUGAGCAAUAUGUGCACACACUCACAGACGGGUGGAUCAACACAGCAUAAGUACAGGUCUCUGCGUUUGUGUGUCUCUCAAUCCUCUCGACGCAGCACAACUCGUACAAUUGGCAGCAGCUCGGUUUUUUAUGACGAGUACGAGGAUGACGUCUAUGAGUGGUGGGCAGACAGGCAGACAGGCAGGCAGGCAGGCAGGCAGAGAGAGAAGGAGACAGCAAGCGGGUUACGCACCCGGUCUCUGUGUGGACAUGUGUAGGUUUGGUACGAUGGGCAAGUCAUUCCUCACUCUGUUUCAGCUCAUGACGCUCGAAGGAUGGCCGGACAUCGGCAGUAAGCAACACGGAUGCCCGCUACACGGCCCAUUCAGAUGAAUGCAGAGACCAAUUACCGCUGUGUGUCGCUCGCCUUGUGUGCAGGGGCUGUUGUCGAGAAAUCGCCAUGGCAGGCGUAAGCAAGAAAGCGACAGGCAAAGACAUGGAUGGUCCGCCUGAUUUCCCUUGGACGGACAUCCACAUGCGCUCGUGCAGGGUCUUCAUUGUGGUCUUCAUCCUCCUUACGCAGUACUGCAUGCUCAACCUUGUCACUGGUAUCAUCGUCGAGAACUUCAUGGACACGGCGAGGUCUCAGCAGACACAGAUGCUCAAGCAGAUAGAGGAGGAGAAGAAAAACGUCAUCGAGGACCUCACCGCCAUAUUUGUGUUCGCCAACCACGGCGCAGAAGGGGAGAUGACCGCUGAACGUACGGAAGACGCUCCGAGCCUUCUGCUCUGCUGCAUUCUCCGUGUGAUGAACGUCAUGAAUGUCAUUCUUUCUGCCGCUUGUAGAUUUUGCAAAGGCAUUGGAGCAUGAGAGUGUGGUCAAGAAAUGCCACCAGAUGGACAUCGCUGUGAUCGAUGCCGACGACAUGUUCUCAGUACUUGACGUCAACGGCAAUGGAACGCUAUCACUGGAGGAGUUCCUCGAGGGCAUGCUCCGCAUCAAGGGAUCCGCCAAGUCGAGACACCUGCUCAAUGUCCAGAACGACCUCCACCGGUAAAGAGGAACACACAUCGAUCGAUGCAGAGUAGGCAGUCAGUGGUGCUCCGUCUCCUUAUUUCAGUGUGGCGCGUAACAUCAACUAUCGUCUGAAGGAUCUGGAGAUCAGGACGGAGCAGCGGCUGACUCAGCUGUCGGCUGACAUCGCCGCGCAGAUAGCCCGGCUGGAGGAGAACCUGGAGGUGUUGGUCAAGGGAGAGUCGGGAAUGACGUCGGUGUCAUGCUUGGAGGCCUCCUCGCCCGUCGGCAGGAGGAAAAAUGAACAUGACGUGACGAAGGCCCCCGCGGCCAGUGAGGUCGCAGGAAUCGAUGCCGCCAGCAAAGAAAGAAGUCCCAGCUCGUCUCCCAAGUCGCCCUCAAAGGGCCCUGUUCGCCUUGCCCCUGUCCACCUCGACGACUCACAGCUCUCCAGCUCGUGGCUUGGCAGGGCCUUCCACUCUCAUUCGCAGCCAUCCAUCCCCCCCGCCGCCAUCCCGUCCACGCGGUCGUCGCCAUCCGUUUCUCCCACGAGCAUCCUGCGGACCGGCGACAGCAGCAAAGGUGGCAACAAGUACAAGAAAAAACUCUCCAUCACUGAGGUCUCGCGACUCCCCGGAGCCACGUAUAGCCCCAGCAGUAGCAGCGCCGAGGGCGAGACAGACGAUGACCAUCGCCGGCGGAUGGCGCAAGUGUCUCUGUCUCAGUCGUAUGAUUCGACUCGGCUGAGGGAAGCCUCACAAGGGAUGGGGGAAGCGGGGUCGCAGUCGAGCGCUCAGCUGGGUGGCGGAGGGGCGGGUGGCAUGACGGCGACGAUUCCCUUGCCCGCCCGGCCAAUCGUGUAUCCCAAACCAAUGGAAGGCAGGACAGCGGGCGGAAAAGACAAGAGCAGAGGGGCCAAGAAAUGAGUCGGGGAGGGAGGCAGGGAUGGGGAGAGGGAGGGAGGGGUGUGUGAAUAUCGCAGCCAGAGAUUGUCGAAUGGAGAUUGAGUGUCUGAAUCCACUGAUGUCCUCCACCGAUGUCCUCCGUGCAUGGAGACACAUCCAUUUGUCAUACCUUC